AUAAGAGUCAUUCUCGUGUUUUAUUUCAUCGCGAGUACUCGUCAGUCGUUCGUGACACUCGUAACCGAAAGCGAGUGAACGAAAGUAACGACGAAUUCACUUAGAGAAGUUAAAGAAAGAAUGUAUAAAUACAGUGGCAAUCACCGAAUCGUAAUCAAUCAACGUUAAUUAUUUAUUAAAAUUCAGUUCUCGUGUUUCCAAGAUCGAAAAUUUCAAUAUGAUCACGUUGGGAGUAGCAGAUUACGCGGUGAUCGUACUAACGAUGCUGAUCAGUAUAGGAAUCGGUGUGUACUAUUGGCGAACCGGUGGAAAAGAAAAAUCGACGGAAGAAUAUUUCGUGGCGAACAGAUCGAUGCGAGUGGCACCGGUUGCGAUUGCUUUAACGGUUUCCUACCUAUCCGCGGUCAGUUUGCUCGGAGUCAGUUCAGAAAAUUACCUUUACGGUAGCCAGUACGCUGUGAUCAAUGUUGGAUACGGACUAGCUACUCCGAUAGUCGCAUAUUUCUAUAUGCCGGUGUUCUUUAACCUCGGAUCAGCCAGCGCUUUCGAGUAUUUGCAACAACGUUUCGGAACAGCGGCAAGGUUGGCAGGUAGCUUUGCUUUUCUUCUUCAGCUGCUUCUGUACAGCGGGGUCGUGUUGUACGCACCGGCGCUUGCCCUGGAAGCUACCACAGGAAUCUCGACGACCGCCAGCGUAAUCCUCAUAGGACUGGUCUGCACAUUUUAUUCGACGAUCGGCGGUAUCAAGGCAGUCCUGAUCACCGAUGUAUUUCAAAGUAUCUUGAUGCUGAUUGCCGUUAUCGUGGUGAUCGUCACGGAAGCGGUGGACGUCGGAGGAUUAGAUAAAAUCUGGGAGAUCGCGCGCGAGGGUUCGCGGAUAGAAUUCGACAACAUUUCAAUGGACCCAACGGUACGACACACCUGGUGGAGCUUGACAUUUGGCGGUUUCUUCACCUACCUAUCCUUGUUUGGCAGCAACCAAGUUCAAGUUCAGAGAAUGUUAACCAUCAGAAAUUUGAGAGACGCGAGAUCAGCGAUCUGGUGGAGUUGGCCAUUGUCAUCGAUCAUGUCUUUGGGUCUUUGUUUCUGCGGCUUGGCGAUAUACGCUGAAUAUCGUAACUGCGACCCCCUCGAGAUCGGAAGGAUCACUUCGUACGAUCAAUUAAUGCCCCUCUAUGUGAUGGACAUGCUCUCCACGUAUCCAGGUAUACCCGGUCUUUUUAUAGCCGGCAUCUUCAGCGCUGGACUGAGUACUAUCUCCGCCACGGUGAAUUCCCUCGCAGCCGUUAUACUCGAAGAUUUUAUCAGACCGGUAUGCCGUACAAGAGGAAAAGAGAUGAGCAGAGCGGAAUCGAUGGUUAUCAGUAAAAUUCUAGCCCUGAUAGUGGGUGUUGCUUGCAUAGCCGUGGCUUUUAUGUCCCGCUAUCUCGGAGGAUUGCUUCAAGCCGCGUUGACGAUUUUCGGUGUCGUCGGUGGACCUGUUUUGGGUCUAUUCACGCUUGGUAUGUUCACGGAAAGGGGUAAUCAGCAAGGAGCUGUGAUCGGUCUGAUGAUCAGUCUGAUUUUCUCUCUGUGGAUCGGAUUCGGUCAACCGAAGCCACCGAUUCCGAACAAGGUGCACGCGACCGCUACCGAAUGCAAUGUCACUUUCUAUCACGAUUACGAGGAAUCGUUGAAUUUGCAUUUUCAGAACGGAGAGAGUAACGAUGAUUCAUACUUCUAUCUCUACCGCAUUUCGUACAUGUGGUACUGUCCGAUCGGAUCUGUACUCAGUUUCGUAGCUGGAUGGAUCUUUAGCUGGCUCUUCGAUCGAAUCUCCAAGGAAGAAAGAAAGGAAUUGAAUCCCGAUCUUUUUACCCCUAUUUUGGCAUCGAGAGUGCGCAAAAGACGAUCGAAAAACAUCAAUGAUUUUCAUAGCAACCUAACGUUGGACAAUAUCUCCUGACGAACUCAGCCAAAAUCGUUAAUUUACACCGGAUAGAUCGCCACUCUCGUAAUUGGCCUUCACCUAAAUACAAGUCGAGCCAAGUCUGAAUUCGACAAACCAGACACGUGUCCUCGAUUGUUUUCGAUCUAUCUAAAUAAAGGAAAAUGAUAAUU
This is a messenger RNA of Osmia bicornis bicornis, 2100 nucleotides long. Its product is annotated as putative sodium-dependent multivitamin transporter. The transcript is spliced from 7 exons. The record is from RefSeq and is a predicted model, not a curated record. The coding region runs from base 218 to 1945 and encodes 575 amino acids. NCBI's taxonomy places the organism in Eukaryota, Metazoa, Arthropoda, Insecta, Hymenoptera, Megachilidae. Gene Ontology annotation, molecular function: symporter activity. Gene Ontology annotation, biological process: transmembrane transport; sodium ion transport. Gene Ontology annotation, cellular component: membrane.